ACGCUCUCCCUGUCAGAAUGGAGGAACAUGCAUUGAUGACAAUGGUUUUGCACCACACGCUUCCUGUGUCUGCCCUUCUGGUUUUGCUGGCAACUUCUGCGAAAUAGAUAGAGACGACUGUGAAUCCAACCCCUGUGCAAAUGGAGGAACAUGUACAGAUAUUGGUGUGGACUUCAGCUGUUUUUGUCCCCAUGGCUAUACGGGAAAGCUCUGCAGCAGCCGUGUCAUAUUCUGUGCAAGUGACCCAUGCGAGAAUGGAGGGACAUGCAGUGAACAUCCCCAAGGAGGAUUCGAAUGCAUCUGUAAACCAGAAUUUGUUGGUUCAACCUGCAAGCAUCCCAGCAAAAACACAAGCCUCUCUGGAGUGAAUAUGGAGACAAAGCAUAUGCAGAAUUACAAGCCACCCCCAAAAGCUCAUCACAGAUCAGUGCAUCAUCAAGAAAUCCUGAAAAUAACAAUGAAAGAAACAAUCCAAAAUGCAGAUCCCUUGCUCAGUAGAAGCCAGGUGAUAUGUUUUGUUGUACUGGGCUUGCUUACAUGUCUUGUCGUCUUGGGUACAACUGGGAUUGUAUUUUUUUCAAAAUGUGAAAUGUGGCUUGCUAACGCCAAAUAUAGUCAUCUCCUACGCAAGAAAAAGAACUUUUUUCUGAAAUCUAACAAUGGGGAAAACCUCUCAGUUAAUAUCAUCUUCCCAGAGAAGAUCAAAUUGACUAAUUACACUAAGAACUACACUGCCAUCUAGGCCCUUGAAAGCCAAGCAGCAACUUGCAACUUGUCAUAGCAAUAUGUAAAAUAGAUUGACUGCCUGUGAUUGGCCUCAAUAUUUGUGGGUACAUUUGCUGUAGCUUGUGCUAAGUGAUAAUGAAGAAAUAUAAUGUAUUUGUAUUGCUAAGGAUUUUUUCAUUCCCCAAAAUAAAAGUUUAAAAAAAAAAAUAAAGAGCAGGGAAUGUUAAUUUUAUUUCUUUUCAAGGCAGCUAUUUUUUUAAAAUAAAAGGUAAUUUACCACUGGAACUGUAUUGCAGCUUUCUUGUCCUGUGCAUAGUUUAUUUGGCAAAUAUGGUACCUGUAAAUUACUCAGUGAUGCUUUUUUUUUUUUAAUAAACAGCAAUUAAGG
Messenger RNA from Balearica regulorum gibbericeps (East African grey crowned-crane), 1114 nucleotides. Lineage: Eukaryota; Metazoa; Chordata; Aves; Gruiformes; Gruidae. The record is from RefSeq and is a predicted model, not a curated record.